Messenger RNA from Trypanosoma grayi, 1371 nucleotides. RefSeq lists its product as hypothetical. Lineage: Eukaryota; Euglenozoa; Kinetoplastea; Trypanosomatida; Trypanosomatidae. The transcript has a single exon. Gene Ontology annotation, biological process: peroxisome organization. Gene Ontology annotation, cellular component: peroxisomal membrane. The coding region runs from base 1 to 1371 and encodes 456 amino acids. The record is from RefSeq and is a predicted model, not a curated record.
AUGGCGACGGCACUCUUUGAGGGAUAUGUUGCGUGGGUGCGCAACAACGCGGAGAACGCGAUGAGCCUUGAGCGCUUCUCGCGUAUGUUGGCGAUAAUGCUCACCGACCCGCGGAACCUCCUCACGAAGGAGCUCUCGUGGACGCUCAUACGCCUGCAUGCCUUCUCGAACCACACGAUCCUCACCACAGCCGGCAGGCGUGUCAGGUUCACGGAUAAGGUGGCCAUUCUCAGCAGAAUAAUACCGGAGAUGGAGUGCCUGCUGGAGCUUCUGCUACGGCGCUACUGCGGCCACACGACGGCGUGGAACGUGUUGCUGGUGCUGCAGUCCAUGAAGUGCGUGUUCAAUCUGCUCGUGCACCGGCAGCUCUUCCUCGUACCGUGGAUAUGGGCGGCGGUGCGACGACGGCUGCAGCAGCUGCUCAGCCUGGGCGCGUACGGGCGCCGCUUAUCGUCAGCGGUGGCAAGGGGCGACAGCCACACGCUGAGGUCCGGUGCGGUUGGGCCGGCGAAAACACAGCUCGUGAUUCCGCGCGUCGCGGCGCGGCGGCUGCACCAUCGUACAGCCCCAGAUGCCGGUGAGGACGCGGGUGACGUGGACGGCGGCAAGUCACUGCCCUGCACGGCGCUUGACCUGCUGGGCAUUGCGGUGGACCUCGUGCUGCUGCUGCGACCGCUGCUGCUGCUGUAUUCCGCCAGGCGUGUGUUCCCGCGCGAUGCGGCCGGCAUCGCCACACUGCCCUACCCGCAGCGCGUGGACAAGAGCAGCAGCAAUGCCGCAUCCAAGGAGGGCGCUGAAUGUGACGCCGACGGCCUCUUCCUUGUGCGGGCGGUGCUGGCGGAUGGCGCAUCCAAGUCGCUCAUGUCGAACUGGGGCGUGUGGCUUUCCUUCUUUGGCCUCGACGCGUGCCUUAUACUUCUCUCGCGCUACAUUCGACGCCACCGUGUGCCAGUUGUGUACAUCGAUAAGGAGGAUAGUUGCGGCCAGUUGGAUACAAACGGUGGCGAGGUACCAUCUCGCAGUAUGGAGAACAGCCACAACGGCGGCGGCGGCGACGGAAACUCCAACGGCCGAACGACGCCGAGAAUACCACCGCUGCCGCUGCCGCGGCCGCCAGGGACGGAUGUGGUUGCCGAGUCCACCCCUGUCGUCUCGCGCGAUAGCCUUCGUGUGCAGCAGGCGCUGCGCAACAUGGCGUACUCCUUCCUGCAGAGUCCCUUCUUCACAGCGGUGCUGCAGAAGUUCCUGUACGAUCACUUCGUGGUGGGCCGCCUUAACCGUAUCCCGCUCCUGGGGCCGCUGCUCGGCUACCAGGUUGCCUACUUACUUUGCAAGCAGCACUACUGCUUCAUGUACUUCCUUGGGCAGUAA